Messenger RNA from Melanotaenia boesemani (Boeseman's rainbowfish), 1995 nucleotides. It is a transcript of the gene lysmd1, whose product is annotated as LysM, putative peptidoglycan-binding, domain containing 1. The record is from RefSeq and is a predicted model, not a curated record. Lineage: Eukaryota; Metazoa; Chordata; Actinopteri; Atheriniformes; Melanotaeniidae. Bases 626 to 1306 code for a protein of 226 amino acids. The transcript has 3 exons.
GUUUUUAUCCGUGAGUAAGUACGACUGAAUGAUAUAUUUGUAUGUUUGAAUGAUGCGUUUGUAUAUUGUACAGAUGCCCAAUACGCUUUAAUACUUAAGCUCCGGGGCAUAUUUUAACACAUAUCAUGUGUGAAAAUGUGUAAUUUUUACUCUCUCGGUAACAUCGUAUGUAGAAGUUUCAAAUCGUACCGGUUAUUCAAAUUACAGUAAACGCAGCAUUCGUGACGAAUCGGGAGGGCCGUCGCUGAAUACGGCAGCCAUGGCAACAUUGCAUGAGACUUAAAAAUAUCAAUGACAAAAGUUCUCGGUAACUUCUCAGAUAUUCUUUUUGACAGGCAAUAUAAGUUCAACAUGUAGUUAAGUCAGAUUUUAAGGAAGACUAUUGCGGGGACCGAAUCGUUAUCUCUUUCGGGGACAUAUGGUAACAGGUUGAUACUAGUAGACGAGAAAGAACGAGCGUCAACAUGGAUUAAGUCGAUAAGUCAACCAGCUGGCUAACUAAACAGCUAGUUUGACACUUGAACGUACACGAAAGCUAAAAGAAACAUCCUUUUAUCAUGAUGUUAGCGAGAGUAAAGUUUACUGGUAGCAAUGUUCUACUGUUGGUGCGUCUACCAAGCUGAAUAUGUCAGGGGAACGAGCGCCUUUACCAUCCAUAGGAGGUGGUCUCUUACGCGGAAGCCGAACGAGGUCUUAUGGCAGUUUGUUCCGAUCUCCGCUCUCCCCAGUUCGCCAGAGACGUAUUGAACACACAAUUCAGCCCGGAGAGACAAUACAAGGUCUGGCCCUUAAGUAUGGAGUGUCCAUGGAGCAGAUCAAAAGAGCAAACAGGCUGUACACCAAUGACUCAAUAUACCUGAAGAAGUCCUUGUCCAUUCCUGUGCUGUCAGACUUGGAUGACAGCAGCAAUGCAGUGGAUUUGUCUGAGGACAGUAAGGAGGGCAGUGCUGACAAUGCCUCUGCUCACAACGGGCACACAAGAAGCUCCUCUGAGAAAGCACAGCAGGAUGGAAGAGAGAGGGCAUCAGACCUUACUCCUGUGGACUUUUUGAAGAGGUUGGAUGACUUGAUAAGCCAGUCCAAGCAGGCUGCAGUCAGAGGAUGCCAGGAUGGUGAGCAAAGGGUUGCAGCCCUAGAAGCCGCUUGCUCCAGCAGAACAUCAGAUUGGCGACCAAUCACAAGGUCGCAGAGUGUUAUUUCAUCCUCCACAAUUCAUGAGCAGGGAACACAUGUGGCAGUACCCCUCACUGUCACCAAACUCACCAAGAAACUGAGAGACAAAGAGGAUGAGAUCUUUGAACUGUGAUGUCUGGUUUUCUUUGUCUCACUCUGAUUAAUCAAAUUUUCACAGAAAGCCAUAUUGCAGGGAUUUGACUCCAGAACAAAAGUAUUAUAGAUAAAAAAAAAUGAAAAAAGAAACCAGGUUGUUGUGCUGCUGCUGUAUCACAGCCAAUAAAUACAGAAACAUUUUUAAAUGAUUGUUUCACGUCGUCGUAGCUCUGUUCAUUUAAGGCCACAUUCAGUAGAUUAAUAAACACAUGGAGGGUACCAUAGUCACCUCAACACAUGGUUUCCAUCUUAUCCUUAACUUUUCUGACUCGAUCUUUUGAUCAGAAAAUUUAAAAACAUAAAUUGUAUUCACUGUAAAGAUAAUGCAACAAAACUGCUCAUAAAGUUUUUUCUUUAUCACUGCUGAAAAAUUGACCAGAGAUAUGGGGUUAUUUGUAGAAUAUUUUGUCAGAUUUUUUGGAGUUUAUAGAGUUUAAGUGAAUGAUAUGUCUGUUAUUUCACAUAAAUUUUGCAUAGUUUUAAAAUUCAAAGGUUUUAGGAAAUUUCUCUAAUUUAUUGCUAACAAAAAAGAAAAGUUGUAAAUGCUACAUUAAAUAAUUUUUCUGAUAUAUAGUGAAAGACCUGAUUUUUUCCCCCUUACCCAAUAAUAUUUAAUGGCUGUAUCUGGCUGAAUCAUAUGAUAAACAGUCAAGCUAAUCGUUUCAG